Messenger RNA from Notolabrus celidotus (New Zealand spotty), 2021 nucleotides. RefSeq names its product tumor protein p53 inducible nuclear protein 1 (gene tp53inp1). Gene Ontology annotation, biological process: autophagosome assembly; positive regulation of DNA-templated transcription. The record is from RefSeq and is a predicted model, not a curated record. Gene Ontology annotation, cellular component: nucleus; autophagosome. NCBI's taxonomy places the organism in Eukaryota, Metazoa, Chordata, Actinopteri, Labriformes, Labridae.
GGGGCGAGAGGAGUCACGUGGGUUAGUGACAGCCUGUAACGCGCCUUCUCAUUGGCUCAUCCGCUCUUGGCCCGUCCCCUGUGAUUGGCUGCUGGUGGUGACGUCACUGCGAUCAGCUGUUGGAGCUCCACAACAACAACAAAAGAAGGAGCAGUCUGAGGACUGAAGAGGAAACGGACUGAAGCAAAGGAACAAAAAGACCCUCACUGUGACUCCUCAUGCUCAGUCCUUAAAUUAACAUUUUAUAUUUUAUUUCUUCCGAGAAGAAUCCUCUACCUUUUCUAUUUUUGGAAAAGCAACACCUCUACCUCAGUUUAAGGAUUUAAUCUGGAUCCGUGUCCAUCCUCUCUCAGUGCCGCAGGGCUGUUUUUCUACUUUUGCACUCUUUGAAUCGACCCCCGACGUCGAGCGAUGUCCAGCCAGUGUCUGCUGGCCCUCAGAUGAUCCAUGACCACACCUUAUUGAUGCACUUUAGCACCUUUCCGGAGCCUUCCCCUCGCUGUGAACCCCGCAGCUGAUGACCAAAGCGCGCGCCACGCCUCCCCGCGGUCGCCCCGAGCCACGCGCCCCCCCUCAGCCCCGCUCUCAGCCUCAGGCCCCCGCAGGACGUCCAGGGAUGUUCCAGAGGUUCGCCAGCGCUCUGUUCGGGGACGACGUGGAGGAGCUGAGCCGAGGAAACCGACCAGGAGACGGGAAGGAGGAGGAGGACGAUGAGAACUGGAUCCUGGUCAACUACCUGGCUGAAGCCUUCGCUCAGUGCGGUGACGGCCUCUCUCCGUCCACUGCCGGCCCGGAUGAGGACGACGACGAUGAUGAAGACCUGGUCAUGAUCCUCCCGAUGGCCAGCCCCCCGAUCCGCGCCUCCUGCACCUCCCUCAACUCCACGGCCGACACCGACCCGGACGGCGGGGCGGAGGACGACGAGGACACGGAGGACGAGGAGGAGAAGGAGAGCGGCUUCCUCCGCCUGGACGCCUGCUCUCUGGAGGAGAGCUGGUUCGUCACCCCCCCGCCCUGCUUCACCGCCGGCAGCAAACCCAUCCUCCUGGAGACCAGUCCUGGGAACCUGCUGAUCGAGCACCCCAGCAUGUCCGUGUACGCCCACCACAGCCCCCCCACCCUCGACGCCCUGCCGCGCUCCCUCGACCUGGAGCUGGGGCUGCUGGCCGGGAACAUGCCCGGCGCCCAGACGGCUUCAGGGGGGAAGGAGAAGGGCCGACGCAGUCUGGAGGGUCCCCCCUGCAGGCCGGAGGUAGCAGUAGUCCAGCGUCGCUCCAGCCUCCACUCCGCCUGCUACGCCGCCGCCCUCUCCGCCCGCUCCGGACUCCUGCAGCCCCGAGCCGGGAACGCCGCCCAACGCACCCAACCGCUGUCCCGUAACGCCCUCCGACGCCACAACCUGAUGCGGCCCUCCAAGGCCGGCACCGUGCACCUGCACCAGCCGAGCCAGAGACACCUCAACUACUGAGGCGUCCUUCAUCAUCAUCAUCAUCAUCAUCAUCAACCCUCCAACUUACACUGGCUACCAUCCGUUCAUCAACAAAUCAACACCAGCAAAAAAAAUCAAACCAUGUCAUCAGCCAUAAGCCACACCCCCAUCUGUUCUUACGUCUGAUUGGACGGUGACAAAAGGGAAAAACAGCUGACGUGUUUUAUUAGCUCAUGAGGCCAGUGCAAGAAAAGUUCCCUCCUCAUCCUCCUCUUCAUCCAUCCUCCCUCAUGUCGAUGCUGAAAAAGAAGGGAUGUGAAAAAAGGUCAUCUUCCUCUCUUCAUCCUCUUUUUCUCCUCCGUCUGCAGGACCAGAUUGCGUCCAAUCACAGAGCAGAGAGUGGCUCCUCCUCCUCCUCCUUCUUUAUAUUCUUCUCUUCUUCUUUUUCUUCUUCUUCUCCUUUACGGACGCUUAAUGUGUAGAAUCAAUGCUGUAGGUCACUUUACUCGCGGCAGGUUCGGCGUGUUGCAGGGUGAUUCACGGUGAUGUCACGGUGAUGUCACGGCAGGGGUUUUGGCAGCUUCUGGGCGUC